Aspergillus ibericus CBS 121593 is the source of this 1024-nucleotide messenger RNA. RefSeq names its product aldo/keto reductase family protein. The record is from RefSeq and is a predicted model, not a curated record. Gene Ontology annotation, cellular component: cytoplasm. NCBI's taxonomy places the organism in Eukaryota, Fungi, Ascomycota, Eurotiomycetes, Eurotiales, Aspergillaceae. The coding region runs from base 35 to 1024 and encodes 329 amino acids. The transcript is spliced from 2 exons.
AACUGAUCCAGGAUCACUAUUCACCCCCUUGACCAUGACCCCCACGAUUGCCAACCGAUCAGUCGGCCCGAUAGGGUUCGGCCUCAUGGGACUGACCUGGCGCCCCCAGCCAUCCUCAUAUGACGACGCAGUCAAGGUGAUGAAACGCGCCCUCGACCUCGGGGCCAACCUCUGGAACGGCGGCGAGAUGUACGGCCCACCCAACGCCAACUCCCUGCACCUGCUAGAAUACUACUUCACCCAGUAUCCCGAAGACAGCGACAAGGUGAUCAUCAGCAUCAAAGGAGCGGCAGGCGCCCACGGCCCCGACGGCAGCCCAGAGAACGUUCGCGCCAGCGUCGAGAACGGCCUGAAGAUCCUCGACGGCAAGGCCUUUAUCAGCAUUUUCGAACCCGCGCGCAUCGACCCCAACACUCCCAUCGAGACCACCAUCUCCAUCCUCAGCGAAUACGUCAAAGCCGGGAAGAUCGGCGGCAUCGGCCUCACCGAGUGUAACGAGCAGACACUGCGUCGAGCCCAUGCCAUCCACCCAAUCACCGCCGUUGAAGUCGAACUCUCGCUCUUCUCGACUAACCCGUUGCAUAACGGGGUCGCCGAGGCCUGUGCCGAGCUGGGAAUCGCCCUGGUCGCUUACUCGCCUCUUUCGCGCGGCUGGCUGACGGGGCAAGUCCGCUCGCUCGAUGAUCUCCCCGCCGAUGAUAUCCGGCGUCUGUUCCCUCGGUUUCAGCCUGAGGUGUUUCAUCUCAACUUGAGACUGGUCGAGGGUUUGGAGCAGAUUGCUGCAGAGAAGAAGGUGACUCUGGCUCAGACGGCUCUCGCGUGGGUGCGAGCCCAGAGUCGGGCCUCCGGUGCGCCGCUCAUUAUUCCCAUUCCGGGAUGCACCACUGUUGCCCGUGUGGAGGAGAACUUGGCGUCUGUGGAGUUGACGGCUGAGGAGGUGGAGAGAAUUGCGGUUAUCUUGGAGGAGAUUCCGGUGCAUGGGAAGAGGUAUCCGGAGAUGUGGGAACAGUAUAAUGAUUUGUGA